Messenger RNA from Toxorhynchites rutilus septentrionalis, 4890 nucleotides. RefSeq lists its product as uncharacterized. Gene Ontology annotation, molecular function: nucleic acid binding. The record is from RefSeq and is a predicted model, not a curated record. Lineage: Eukaryota; Metazoa; Arthropoda; Insecta; Diptera; Culicidae. Gene Ontology annotation, biological process: DNA integration. The transcript is spliced from 3 exons. Bases 1 to 4890 code for a protein of 1629 amino acids.
AUGGCUGACAAGAAAAUAAAGGAAAAGAUCAAGAAGAGAUAUCGCAUCGUAGCAUCUCUUCUGCGGCAAGCUGAUUUUUUGGAAGCGUAUGAUGAACUGCAGACAGGUCAAAUUCAAGCUCGUCUAGAAAAGCUUGAGAAAAAGUGGGAUGAGUUUGAGGAUGUCCAGGAGGAAAUAGCUGCCCUGGAUGAGAAGGGAGAAUAUAAAGAGGAAUGUUUGAAUAUUGAUAAGGAGUUCGAAGCUCAAUAUUUCGAAAUACGAGCAGAGUUUUUGGAAAAGUUACAAGCUACUACUACUCCAGCAGGAGGAUUUGAUACGAGUGUUGUGCGUAAUUAUACUGCAUUGGGGAAUCACACUGGCGUCAGGCUUCCGCAAAUAUCGCUACCUGAAUUCAACGGCGACUAUCGCAAUUGGCUUUCAUUCAAAUCUACUUUUGUGUCACUGAUUCACGAAUCGAACAAUAUCAAUGAUGGGAAAAAUUAUAUAAUUGCUUGGGAAACGAUUACCAAACGGUACUCGAAUGAAUAUCUGCUUCGAAAAAGGCACUUGCAGGCCCUGAUGGAAUAUCCGAAAUUGGAGCACGAAUCGGCUGCGGCAAUCCAUGGUUUAGUUGAUGAGUUCGAGCAACGACUAAAGAUACUCAAACAACUAGGGGAGCACACAGAACACUGGGGUGCUAUGAUCGUCCACUGGAUGUGCUCCAAGUUGGACAAGCUCACAUUGCAGUUGUGGGAAGACCACGUAGUAUCAAUCAAGGAACCGUCGUUCACAAUAUUGAUGGAAUUUUUGGAGCGGAGGACACGUGUGUUGGAAGCAGUACUAUCAAACACAGUAGAAGCUAUGGGUCAAAAAGAUGCACAAGGAACAAGCUCUCUUUCAGUAACUGAUGGCAACGGAGCCUCGACACGCGAGGACAUCGAGGAACCUAGCGUCGGUUCAUACAAUGUGGGGAUCAGUUCCAAUAAGUCGAACGUAUUCCUAUCAACACUUAUAUUAACAAUCCGAGACUGUAAUGGCAGAAAGCAUUUAGCACAAGCGCUUCUGGACAAUGGUUCGCAGAUCAAUAUCAUCAGCGAACACUUAUGUCAAAUACUACGUUUGAGGCGGAGAGCAGUGAGUGUUCCAAUUUGCGGAAUUGGACGAACGGAAUGUACAGCGAGGCAAACAGUGUCCGCUACUAUCGGAUCAAGAACGACAGGUUUCUCGGAGGAAUUAGAUUUUUUGGUGAUGCAACGGAUUACUACAGAGUUGCCUUCAGUAACAGUACCAGUUCAACAUUGGAGAAUUCCACAAAAUAUGCAGUUGGCAGAUCCAGAGUUCAAUAUACGCAACAGCAUUGAUUUGCUUCUCGGAGCAGAACGCUUCUACGAUUUUUUCCUGGAGAAAACAAUGAAGAAGAUGAGUUUGGGCCCAAAUCUUCCGGUGUUGGUGGACACUGUCUUUGGCUGGAUAGUGUCGGGACGUGCGUUGUACUCUACUGAACAAGUAGUUGGCUGUUGUUUGGCUGCGGCUUCGGAAAAUUUAGACCAUUUGUUGGAACGAUUUUGGAGAGUUGAAAGCAUCGACGAUACGCCUGCUUGGUCCAAAGAUGAGAAGGACUGCGAGGAACAUUUUGUCCGAACACAUAGUCGUGACAUAGACGGACGGUAUGUGGUGCAGCUACCCAAACGAAUUAACUACGAAAAAAUGCUUGGUAAUUCACGAUCGAUCGCAUUAAAGCGAUUCAUAAAUUUAGAGAAGCGACUAAAGCAGGACGCUGAUAUGCGGUGUCAGUAUAACGCAUUUAUGGCGGAGUACCUUCAACUGGGACAUAUGCGAGAGGUUGAUCCUGACAAACUAAAAUUGGAAACGGAAAAUGGAUUUGUCGUUUGUUAUUUGCCGCACCAUGCAGUAUUGAAGCAAUCGAGCACGACAACCAAAGUGAGGGUUGUGUUCGAUGGAUCCGCCCAAACGGAUUCAGGAUAUUCGUUGAACCAAUCAUUGUUGAAGGGGCCUACAAUACAAGAUGAGCUCUUGUAUUUGCUACUACGCUUUCGCAAGCACGAAGUUGCACUCAUCGGAGAUCUGGAAAAAAUGUACCGACAAGUGAAGGUUGAUGAUAAUGACGCCAAAUUACAACGCAUUUUUUGGCGGUUCACGUGCGAGGAGCCAAUGAAAGAGUACGAACUACUCACGGUAACGUACGGUUUGACGCCGUCGUCAUUCCUCGCCACAAGAGUACUUCGACAACUUGCGGAGGAUGAAGGAGAUAAAUCGACAGAGGCAAAGAUCGCCUUGACCAACGACUUUUAUGUUGACGAUUACAUAGGCGGGGCACCAAGUGUAGAAGCGGCAGUGGUUUUGCGGGAACAAUUAACUGAGUUGUUGGCUAAAGGAGGAUUUUUAAUUCGAAAGUGGUGCUCGAAUAAACUCGAAGCUCUGGAUGGCGUUCCAGCGCAUCACCUUGGUACGAGAAAUCAGAUAGAUUUUGAUAUUACUUCAAACGAUGAAGUAAAAACCCUCGGAAUAUCAUGGAUACCGACAACUGAUCAACUUCGGUUUUCCUUUAGCAUCUCAGCUAUGCAAACGGAAUGGACUAAGCGGCGCAUUCUUUCGUCGAUUGCCAAGCUUUUUGAUCCGCUUGGGCUAAUAUCGCCUAUAAUUGUAACAGCGAAGAUUUUCAUGCAAGAGCUUGCAUUGUUGCACUGCGGAUGGGAUGAUCCUGUUCCAUCUGAGAUGGCGGAAAGGUGGCUAACUUUCUACGAAAAAUUGGAAGGAUUAUCUGAAUUGCGAAUUGAUCGUUUCGCGUUCAUAUCGGGAUGGGUCAGCGUGCAACUUCAUUGUUUCGCUGACGCAUCGGAGCUGGCUUAUGGCACCUGCAUUUAUGUACGCUCUGUGGAUUGCACUGGUAACGUGAAGGUGGAAUUAUUAUCCUCCAAAUCUCGUGUCGCUCCUCUGAAGCGGCUUACGAUUCCGCGGCUGGAACUUUGCGCUGCGAAGGAGGCAGGAAUGCUGUACGAGAAGGUAUCAAAAUCUCUUUCGUUGGAUAAAAUACCCGCUUAUUUUUGGUCUGAUUCGACGAUUGUGCUGCAUUGGCUGAAAUCACCACCUAAUAGGUGGAAAACGUUCGUGGCCAAUCGGGUUUCAUCGGUCCAGACUUCAACUUAUGGCCACGUCUGGAAGCAUGUAUCCGGUAAAGACAACCCAGCGGAUUUGGUGUCUCGCGGGAUGCCUGUAAAAGAGUUCAUUCAAAGUAAACUGUGGAGGCGAGGGCCAGAAUGGUUACAGGAUCCGAACAAUUGGCCCAAAAACGGACCGGAUGAUUCAUUUACAUAUGAAGACCUGGAACUUCGUGUUAGUCUACCAGCACUGGCUGUGAGCACUCAGCCAGACCUAUUAUUCUACUUACGUUCAUCUCUAAACUCACUUCUACGUAUCGUCUCUUACUGUUUGCGUUUCGGACACAAUACCAGGUUCCAAGCAAAGCACAUCACUGGACCUUUAGCUGUGAAGGAGAUAGGAAAAGCCAAAAGGGUGUUGACGCAUUUAGCACAAUCUGAACACUUCGCAGAGGAAAUCAGACAAUUAAGGAAACAGCAGUUAGUCCUCAAACAAUCAUCAUUGAGAUUACUAAACCCCUACCUAGAUGAGGAAGGAAUUAUCAGAGUUGGUGGUCGUCUUCGAAACUCAUCUAUUGAUUAUGUUACUAAGCACCAGGCAAUACUACCCAGUCAUCAUCCUUUCACUCGUAUGUUAGUAAACCAUUUUCAUCUACAAACUCAGCAUGGUGGUCGCAAUUUAACACUUUCUACGAUGCGGCAGGAAUUCUGGCCGAUACACGGCAAACGAGUGGUCAAUGCAGUUCUACGCAGAUGUUAUCGAUGCUUCCGUGUCAACCCUGCAAAAAUACACCAACCCAUCGGUCAACUUCCCGGAGCACGUGUUCGCCCCAGCAAGCCUUUUUCAGUUACGGGCGUGGAUUACUGUGGCCCUUUCUUUUUGAAACCCCCGCACAGACGCGCCGCAGCCCCCAAGUUUUAUAUAGCAGUAUUCAUCUGUUUCGCCACAAAGGCGAUACAUCUGGAGAUGGUUUCCGAUCUGUCUACGACAGGUUUUCUUUCUGCUCUACAUCGGUUCAUCGGUCGCUAUGGAAUACCUUCUCAGAUCCACUCUGAUAACGCCACAAAUUUCGCUGACGCCAACAACGAAUUAAAGGAAUUGUACAAUUUACUCUCCGAUAAGAAAGCUCGAGAUCAAAUUCAUACGGAUUGUUCACGUCAAGGCAUCGAGUGGCACUUCAUCCCACCCCGUGCUCCCAAUUUUGGAGGGCUGUGGGAGGCAGCCGUUCGCAGUGUUAAAACAUCCCUCAAAAAACAAAUUGGCAUCCAGCAAUUGAAUUAUGAAAGCUUCUCAACGUUACUGGCCCAAAUAACAGCAGCGCUUAAUUCAAGGCCAUUAACUCCCUUGUCUGAUGACCCGUCGGAUAUGGAGGCCCUCACGCCUGCCCAUUUCCUCAUAGGAACUGCCAUGAACACUCUUCCGGAGCCAGAUUACACUCACUCUUCCACAAGUCGCCUAUCCCACUAUCAGCAACGACAGCAAUUGUUCCAGCAAUUUUGGAAUCGCUGGACAACAGAGUACUUGCACAACCUGCAGGUAAUAAAUAAGCAGCACCAAGGACGUAAUAUCAACACUGGAAACAUUGUCGUGCUCAUCGAGGACAACCAACCACCACUGCAGUGGCCCCUCGCAAGGAUAAUUGAGCUCCACCCCGGCUCGGAUGGAGUUGUGCGGGUGGUUACUGUGAAAACAAGGAAUGGAACGUACAGGAGACCGGUCAACAAAAUUUGUCCCUUACCAGGCGAGGAUGUGGACCAGAAAACGAAGCAAACAAUGGAAAAAGAUUUCUAA